GAGGUCUUUCAAGAACCCAAGAAUCUUGAGCUCUUAAAGCAACCCUUGCUCCAAACAAUUCCAUCCCUUCCUCUCUCAUACAUUCCAAAACUUAAACUUCUUAUUUCUCUUCCACUUCCUGAGCCUGCAUGAAUAAUUGUAGACUCCAAAAUGCCGAAGAGAAUGGCAGUCACACAUGCAGACCUCUCACCAAGUCGUCCAACCAGCGGUUUAGGUAGCAAAACCAGCGCUUUCAUCAUGGUCUUAACCAUUCUCUGCGGCCUCUUCUGCUUCAUCCUAUCUCUAAUUGCUGAAGCUACCCGUUCCAAGGUAACAUGGUUGAGCAGUGAUGAAGGGGAGGGGGGCGGCGUAAAUGAAUGUGUAUACAGCGGCAGCGGGAAAAAGCCGCUGCUAUGUGCGAUCAGUGCAUUUCUGGGACUUUCGGUUAUCAUGGCGGUGGAACAUGGAUACAUGUUGUUUGUAGUUAGUAACUCACCUCCAUCAGCCUUGGUUUUUUGGGAGCCUAAUUAUUCUGGUCCUGCAAAGAGCUUGAAAUGGCAAGCUGCCUUUUUCUUUGUUGCAACUUGGGUUUGUUUUGCUGCUGGAGAGAUCUUGCUAUUGAUCGGGGUGAGUGUGGAGUCAGGGCACUUGAGAAAUUGGUCCACACCAAGACCCAGUUGCCUUGUCCUCAGAGAUGGCGUGUUAUCCGCUGCCGGGGUGUUUGCUUUGACAACAGUUUUCCUUGCUGCUGGUUUAUACUUGACUGCAUUGAGAGCACAAAGAAUCUCCCAACACCAAGAAACUGUGUGGAGAGGGGCGACCGAGGCCUCCGUACUUUAUGCAUCUCCGCCAACGUCACCUCCUCUCACAACCAUUCCUAGGGAGAACCCCUUGUUUGGAGAAAGUCACAUUGAUCAGCUGCCCUUCAUUGUGAAUCCGACGGCUCUUAGCAAACAGUUAAAUUUUUAAUCUAGAUAAUUUGAUGUUGGUGAAAACCAAUGUAUAUGACCAAUCGGCCAACGGCACUACGUUUCCGGUAUCGUGAGUUAAAAUUUGGUGGACAGACAUUUGUUGACAAAAGAAAAUGUCGCAAUAUAGUUUUGCAUAAAAAAAAAUACUUCUCUAAUUUACAAAGAGAGAAAUUCAAACUCGGAUACAUCACUAUCAAAUGUAGUUUGAUUGUGAUCAGAUCAAAACCUGGUAUUUGUAUAAAUUUGAUGACUCUGCGGCUCUGUGUUUGAUGUACAAAUGUCUCUCAAAUCUAGUGAAUAAAAUAUGCAUGUAUAAUAUCAAAGUAUGAAUUAUUUUACA
Messenger RNA from Pyrus x bretschneideri (Chinese white pear), 1290 nucleotides. RefSeq lists its product as uncharacterized. NCBI's taxonomy places the organism in Eukaryota, Viridiplantae, Streptophyta, Magnoliopsida, Rosales, Rosaceae. Bases 151 to 948 code for a protein of 265 amino acids. The record is from RefSeq and is a predicted model, not a curated record. The transcript has 3 exons.